Messenger RNA from Boleophthalmus pectinirostris (great blue-spotted mudskipper), 7513 nucleotides. RefSeq names its product transcription factor 19 (SC1), like (gene tcf19l). NCBI's taxonomy places the organism in Eukaryota, Metazoa, Chordata, Actinopteri, Gobiiformes, Gobiidae. Gene Ontology annotation, cellular component: nucleus. The record is from RefSeq and is a predicted model, not a curated record. Gene Ontology annotation, molecular function: protein binding. Gene Ontology annotation, biological process: regulation of gene expression.
ACUUCCUCCCGAGCGGAGCAAGCCUCAAAUCUGCUCCAGAACGGCCGAAAAUACUGCAGAAAGGACCGACUUUAUCCGAAGCUGAGGACUGAUCUCCUCUGGUUGGAUUUCUACGGUGACUUUUGCGCAGUAAAACCAAAACCGGAGCUGUGCCCGAAACUCAAAUGACGCAGCCUCCUUGCCGUUGCAUCUCUUCAAGCUUUCCUCCUUUUAAGCCCCUUGAUUUAACUUAUAAUCAGCACAGUUAUAUUCUAGACACUUUUUACUCUAAUUCUUGAAGUCGUAACAUCUUAAAACAUAAGACGACAAUCACUACUUUAACUACACAACAAACCACACUACUUUGAAGUUAUUGCACAUUUGGAACAUAACACACAGAAGCUCGACAAAACUUUUCCCUUUUUUAGUCUUUGGUUCACCGUCUCCUCACCGUGGGGGAUUUAAUCUGUGUAGUUUAGGUCUGUAGCGUCUCAUUUCCACUCUUCACCAGCUGGAGUAGUGGUCUGAAUCCUCAUUAGCCAUUCAUGUAUUCACAGCAGGGACGCAGCUCUGCAGAUUUCCAUACUUGAUAGGAACACCUGUUAUUUGUACAUGUAACCUUCAUGUUUUGAGCUCACAACUUGAUUUCUGAUGCUCAUUUUAGCUUGAUUUUUACACAAAUCCAUGUAUUGUAAUUGUUAACAUAUAAGAUUUAAAGUCAGGGCAAAAUGGAGGAUUGCUUGUAAAUUUUGAGCUGUCCAAGGACGUUAUUGGACGAGUAUUUCAGCCAUGUUGUCUGGGGUGCAACCUUGCUUCCAACUCCUCCGUAUCGGCUCCUCUGUGGGGGAUUCUGCGCGGGACCUGUAUACGUUCAGACCGGCCUUGAAUCCGUGCAUUUUCCGGUUGGGACGUGCUCCGGAGCUGUGCGAUGUCACGCUGGACUCCGCCUCCGUGUCCAGGAUCCACGCCGAGCUAGAGGCCGAGAGGGACACGGCGGGCGACGAAGGCUGGAGGGUCCACAUCAGAGACAGGAGCAGUCACGGCACAUGGGUGAACGAGGUGCGGCUGCAGUCAGGGGUUCAGUGGGAGCUCUCAGACGGUGACACUUUGACCUUUGGAGGCCAGACGGCUCCAGGAAGCCCCGAGUUCUACUUCCUGUUUCAGAAGGUCAAGGUUCGCCCACUGGAUUUUGACGCUAUAACUAUUCCUAAGGGUGGGACUUUUUCCUCGGACUUUCAAACCCGCAUCAGGACAAACCAGGACCGAAAAGCACCUGCCAACCUGGACCUGUCCAAACUGUCUCUGAACCGCGCCACAGUGAUCCUGAACUCCAUCGGCAGCCUCAGCAAAAUGAAGGGCAGCGCCUGGACCUUCAAGAGGAGCCAGAGUUUGGAGGGCACCACUUCAGACCCGGGUUCGUCCGCCUCUCCUCCCCUCGCGGUGGGCUUCUCCUCUCUGCUCCCCCCCUCCACCCCUCCGGCAUUCUCCUCCGCUCCGUCUGCCCCGUCCGCCCCCAUCUCGAACAGGCCCCUCCCCUCGGCGUCUCGGAGCAGGAGGAAGUCUGCCCACACGGUGCUGCUGGAGGACGACAGCUCAGAUGAACCCAGGGGCUGUGGAGCCCUGGGAGCAGUCGCAGAUGACGGACAGAGGUCACGGGCGAAGAAAAGGCGCCGUCUUUAUAAAUCCGAGUCAGAGGGGUUCAGCUCUCCUCCUUCUUUACCUCCUCAAACUAAAGUCCACACUGAAAUCAGACGCCCCCUGGAGGCCAAACCUUUCCCCGUCGGCAUCAGGACCAUCGGCAGUUUCCACGGCGCCAUGACGAACAGCCGACAUCACCUGCUCCCGACCAAUCACAGCCCCGCGUCGCUCAAACAGGAAGUGGGGACGACCUAUCACGUACAAUCAGUCAUGAAUGGAAAUAUCACCACAAUCAGACAACAGAAAACAGUCCACCGCUCACCGCAGGCAGCCAGAGGGAGGAGGAGGGCCAACAGCUCCCCGGUCUUCUCCCCUCUAGUGGUGGGUGGAGAGAACUACAGCCUGGCCUCUCCUUCGGUGCGGAUCAGGAACGGGGAGCGGGGAAGAGUGCAGUACAACCGGUUUCACCACCAGACCGGUAAAAGACGUGGCCGGCCCCGUAAACACCCCCUGCCCCCUCGUCCCUCCCUGCCCUCUCCUUCCUCCUCCUCCUCCAGCUCCACCUCCUCGGCCUCUUCCUCCUCGGGCUCCUCCUCUUCCUCCUCCGAAGACGACGACGACGAGGACGAGGCGGAAGAGGAGGUGGUGGUGGGGGCAGUAGAGCCGUGUGCCGCCCCUCGCUGCAAACUGCCCCAGCAGGACACGGUGCAGUGGAUUCAGUGCGACGUGUGCGACGCCUGGUACCACAUCGACUGUCUGCACAUCGACCGGAAAAUACUGCGGGACCCCAAUGCAGACUUUCACUGUGGCUGCCGCUGAGGAGAAAGGAAAUAAUGGGACUAAUUAUCGUUUUCGGGGGAUAUUUUUGGUCCUAAAAUGUUGCAUAGUCGAAUCAAUUGAACUAUUUUGUUCUUAAAGGGUCCAUACGUGAUCUGAUUUGUUAGAAUGUUGUUUUGUCAUCGCAAACAUACCUGGAGUUUUGUUUUAUUCACAUGUUUACCACACAAACCUGCAUAUUUAGGCUGUGUUCUUCUCUUAAAAUGAAAACACUCCAUUUCAAUGAUUUCAGCUGUAGAAUUGCCGAUAGGUAUGGUCGCUGGACUUAAAUGUGACUUGUAUGUGAUUUCCAGUGUGAACUUUAAACCCCCCAAAAGUGUCCCGCAUGUGCAUUAGAGGACACGACGACGUCACACGCAGCGAGUGUGCUCAGUGUUUCCAGAAGUCGCCGAAACGCUGGGCUUGCCUCCCAAAAUACGGUCCAGUUGUUCGUAAAAUGGACAGGUUACACGUCCAGGGCCGCUUUGUUUGAGGCUCUUUAUUUUUCGUUGACAUUGGAGCAAGGACCUCCUGUAGCCACGUUCAGACAUUUCUUUGACAAUCCAUUUCAAAAACCGCCUAGUUCUGAUCAGAUGUUUCCAAUUUGGCCUGAAUACAGUGAUCCCCCAAAUAUGAAUGAACUCCCUAACCUCACUUUCCCUCCACUGACUAGACUAGAUAGUUUGACGUGUAGGUGGGAUGAAUGUGACCUGACCGUUCAGAUUGAAGUCGCAUGUCAAAAGAUCGGAUAUGUAUCACUUUUAGGAGCACAUAUGGUCUGGGUCACAUUUGAAAAAAGUCGGAUCUGUGUCAAAAGAUCAGAUACAGGUCACAUAGCGGCAAAAAAAUUCAGAUUUGGGUCACUUGAGGCUGCAGUCUGGAUGUAGCCUAAACAUAAGAGAAUGAAACAAAACACAACUCCAGAUCUGUUUUUGAGGAGGUAACAACAUUAUAACAUGGCAAGAAUCAAUUUUGUGUAAUAUAGGACCUUUAAAAUAUAGGGCAGCACAUAAAACACGUCUGUUCUUAUAUCUGCAAAUACAACUGAUUAAUGAAAUGUACAGUGAUGGACAAAUUCAAUGGCAGAAAACACAAGAACAUUUUGAACCAUUGUAGCUAGAAUUCAGAAAUGCUAGAACAAAACCAGAAACUAAUAUAUUGCUAGUAGUAAUUCUGUUAUUGCAAUGAUUUAAAAUGCAAAGGUGCAGUCCUGACUUGUUUCUACUAACGCUUCUUGGCAGAUGGUUUCAAAUCUCCAAAAUGCUGAAAUUCUCCUUGAUUUAAUUUUUAAGAUUUUUGAUAUAAAAUGUUGUUAUAACUUUCACUGCAAAAUGAAAUCACAGUUGAGGCUGUUUACAGAAAAUGCAUUUAUUUUUACACAGUGCAACUAUCAAAUCUUUUAGAGGGCACUUGGCCAUCGGCUAAACCGUCAGACUAAACUUCCGCUCUAAACCCUCUGGACUGAAUCCCCCUCUCUAAACCCCGUACUAAAUCCUUCUCCCUCUAAACCCCAGACUAAACUCCCCUCUCUCUAAACUCUCCGGACUAAACUCUCCGGACUAAGCGCUCUCUCUAAACCCUCUGGACUAAACCCUCUGGACUAAACCUUGCAGACUAAACUCUCUCUCUAAACCUUCCGGACUAAGCCCUCCGGACUAAAUGCUCUCUCUAAGCCUUCCGGACUAAACCUUCCAGACUAAACCCUCUCUCUAAACCCUCUCUCUAAACCUUCCGGACUAAACCCUCCUGACUAAACCCUCCGGACCUAAGCACUCUCUAUAAACCCUCUGGACUAAACUCUCCGGACUAAGCGCGCUCUCUCUAAACCCUCCGGACUAAACCUUCCAGACUAAACACUCUCUACACCCUCCGGACCUAAGCGCUCUCUCUAAACCCUCCGGACUAAACCCUCCGGACUAAACUCUCCGGACUAAACCCUCAGGACCUAAGCGCUCUCUCUAAACCCUCCGGACUAAACCCUCCGGACUAAGCGCUCUCUAAACCCUCCGGACUAAACCUUCCGGACUAAAUGCUCUCUAAGCCCUCCGGACUAAGCCCUCCGGACUAAGCCCUCCGGACUAAGCCCUCCGGACUAAAGCCCUCCGGACUAAGCCCUCCGGACUAAACCCUCCGGACUAAACCCUCAGGACCUAAGCGCUCUCUCUAAACCCUCCGGACUAAACCUUCCAGACUAAACGCUCUCUAAACCCUCCGGACUAAGCCCUCCGGACCUAAGUGCUCUCUCUAAACCCUCCGGACUAAACCCUCUGGGCUAAACCCUCUACUCUCUGGACUAAACCCUCUCUCUAAACGUUCUGUCUUCUGCUGGCCAUUCUGACAACUCUACAGAACCAUUUUCUUGCCACUUCUUCAGACUUGCGGUAAAAUACUGCACUGGUGAGACUAUCCUGUAUCAUAUUUGACUGUUUGGGACAGUUUGAGCCGUUAUCGCGUAUCCACCAAUGUCCUGGGAUAAGUAUUACCUUUUCAAUGUGUCAAAAACCCCUUCCCAGCGCCUCUAGUCUGCACUGCUUUUACCUUCAAGCACCAUUACACUACUGCAGCGGCGAAUUCAGGCCAAAGUGGACAGUUGUAGUGAAAUGAGGUGUCGCCGAAUCCAGCAGUCGGAGCGGCGCAUGAUGGGAACUCUGUCUGUGGAGUAGAAAUGGACUGAAAUGAAACAAGAUGAAAUUAUCCGUUUUGUAGCUCUGUCUUCUCACGCACCUUCUGCUACAGCGAUGACACUGUAAGAACAUGAAAUUUUGUAAUAGCUAAAAUAUCAAAUGACUAUUUUUCUACCAAUUGUUUUGUUUUCAAAGUAAGUCAGUUCACGGUAAAACAAGUAAAUACGUCUAGAAGGAUUACCAAAUGAAAAACAAAUGAAAUAAGCUGGUAAAAUACUAGAAGAAUAAUUUACACGCAUAGACUGUAGGAAGACGUGGACUGAGGGAGUGUGACGUCACCCGUAGCGUUUGGUUCCAGUCAAAUUAAGCUCAUCAAGGUUUACCAAAAUAUCGUGAUAUCGUGUCUUCGAAAGUCUCAAUAUCGUGGGCUGUCACAAUAUAUUGAAUUACAAGAUCCUUAAAUGAUUAAAUGCAUGGUUUUAUAGUAGCAUCAGCUUAUAAACACAGAGAACUACAUAUCCCAUGAUUCACUUCAGCGCAGAAAACAUGAAGAAAUAUGUUUUUUACUUGAAUUCUUGGGAUUAUGAUGAAAAUAAUUCACACCAAAAUCUUGUCAAGGCAUUUUAAAAGCAGAAUCGUGUCCCAUCUACAAUUAUAUCAGCCUUUAUCCUAUUGUAAAAAAUAUCGUACAGUGAGAUGCAUAUCGUGAUAAUAUCGUACCGAGAGAUGUGGAUAUCGUUACAUCCCUAGCGAGCGGUUAUAGAGUAAAUUUAGAGCCAGUUCGAUAUUAGAGAUGGGAAUAUAGAGCGGGUUAAUACGAACAUUUUAAGACCAAAAUGACAAGGCUCAUUGCAACAGUAAGAAGUAGGGCUGGGUAUCAUUAAGAAGUUGCCGAUACGAUUCAUACUUUGAUACAUAGGCCAUGAUACGAUACAUCUCGAUACGGUGCACUUUCGAUUCAAUACGAAAUAUUUCAAAUCGAUUCGAUAUGGUUCAAUAAAAAUCUAAAUCCUGGCUGUGAUACUAAGUUUUUGUUGAACCACUUCUUGUGCAAAGUGAAUAUAAAACACAAACAUUAUAAUCAUCAAAACAGAAAAUGUCAAAUGUGUAACAUAAAUGAGUUUCCUUCCUUUAAACAAGCAACAAAACAGUAGCACUGUAACAAAAUAAUUUAGUAAAAUAUGCCAAAAAUUCUCUUGGCGAUAUGGAUACAGCAGCCCACGGUAUUGAUCAUCAUCACAUAAAACAAUACGAUAUUUUGAUAUUUCUGCACACCCCUAGAGAGAAGGGUGACGUUUUUCAGUAUAAAGAGAAUUUGAGCCAGAGUCAGUGGAACCAGAAGCGCCCCCAUGCUCACUUCCUAUGUGAAAUGCGGAUUAGCUAUGUCCAUUUACAUAUACAGUCUACGUUUGCACAUCAAAACCACAUUAAAAGCUUUUAAGAGAGAACCAUUUGUCCGACAACUGGGAGAUUUUGUUGUUCCUCUGGCAAACUAAAAGAUGAGAUAAAUACAGACAUUACAUAAAAACAAAACAAAAAUUAAAGUGUAAAAUUAAAAUACUUUCUGAAAUACCAGACCCCAUAGAGACAGGACAUAAUGAACUCUGUAGAUGAUCUUGCCUAAAAUGAAAUCACUGCAACAUUUAUGAUUUCCUUAUUGUCAAAUUUGAAUUAGAUUGUGAAUAAUUGUGCGUAAAUGUCCUGCCUUUAGACGCAUACAGCCUUCACGUGUUUCGAGAGGUGAAUUUAUAUUUAGUUCACUUUGCUGAGGAUAGAGAAUUGUCAUAUUUUUAUCAUGAAGACUCCCAAUAUUUUGAAAAAGUGGGAUUUGUGUUUUAGAAACGAAUGUAUUUUGACAUGAUCAUAACUAAUUUCACACAAACGUAUAGAUUAACAAAGCCACAAAAGUGUCUUGCUCAGUGGCCCAGUAACAGUACGUGGCAGUCACAGUGGAGAUUGAACCAGCAACUUGAGCUAAAAUGUCGUAAUUGUAAAAUAAUAUUAAUAGGGAAAGAAAAAUGUGUGUGCGCCCUCAAAUAUAAACUGAAAACAAUGUAGCUUUUUUUUUUUUUCUUUUAAAAUCUAAAAAAAAAAAGUUUACAAUACAGUUUUAUUUUUUGGAACAUAUUUUUUUAGAACUGCGUAAAAUAAAAAAAUAAAAAAUAAAAUACUAUACAAAAAAAAAAUACAAUACUUCUGAAAGCACUGAAUCCACAAAUAUACACAAACAAAUGUAAUCUAAUGUACAGUACCUUUUGUAUUUUCAUCAACUCAAUGCAAUAUUUCAUUCAACUGCAGUAACCUCCAUGUGUGUAGAAAUAGUCCUAACAACAAUUUUCACGUGUUCUGUGUUGGAAAUACGACUAACAUCGAACUCCUUAUUUUUGUAUCACUUGUUUUGUUCUUGUGUGUGCGUUUUUCUGUCCCUGCUGCCAGUAAAAUGGUUUUCACUGUCA